AAACAGAGUGAAGGGAGAAGAUGCUGAUGCGGCUUAGUAAGUGGUCUCGAAACAUCGUUUGCCGGCCGUCAUGCAGGGAAGCAUAUUCUAAAAGAGAUGUGUAUCAAUGCCUCGUCUCCCGCAGACCUUUAAUGCCGCACUGAUUGGCACGAGAGAGAACAUGGCUCGCCAGGGUCGUCCUUGAUCAGACGCCUGAACACUUCACCGAAUGAACAAUCACAGCGCGAUUUGAUUCAUUGUAGUGUUCGCGUCAGCUUGAGUGCUACACAAUUGAUGCCAUUCAGGGAAAUUGUUUCAACCGAGGAUAGGGCAAACGGUCGCGGAGCAGGUCCAUUUCGAGAUGUGGUCCAUGUAGACAAUGAACACACGGUGGUAGGAGGCGCGUCACAUAGUUAUUGUCGGAACGCAACAAACUGGUUAUGUAAUCGCCAAUCAAAACUGUGCCCCCAACGCCACCAUUUUAUGACUUCGCUCCACUACUGGCACCCUGUUAUAUAUAAGAUCAACGUCGUCUUGCGCCUUAGCAUUUCUUUCCGGCUUGGAUUUCAAGUGCUCCGUAUUUUCGAGAAUGGUUGCAUCCUACCGGCGACUCUCCUCCCUCCAAGCUUCAGUAUGAGGAGGGUUGGGCGUGGAAAUCGCACUAUGCGCUCUCAAACGAACCGAAAUUCAAGAUUUGCGAGAAUUUUCUCGAUGGUUCCAGCUUUUGUUGUUCCUUCGCCGCUCUAAUCACUGUGUCUGGAAAUUCUGGGGGUUUGAAACAACUUGACUAAUGUCCACGACAAUCGGGGCCCGCGAAUAUCCCUGGACCAGAAAUCGAGUCCCAUCCCUGCUGGACUGAGGGCGGUAAAGCCUC
Cantharellus anzutake is the source of this 853-nucleotide messenger RNA. RefSeq lists its product as uncharacterized. The transcript has 3 exons. The coding region runs from base 274 to 726 and encodes 150 amino acids. NCBI's taxonomy places the organism in Eukaryota, Fungi, Basidiomycota, Agaricomycetes, Cantharellales, Hydnaceae. The record is from RefSeq and is a predicted model, not a curated record.